CAUUACCAAAUCUAAAUCAGGAUGAAAGCACGUGUUAGAGAAGCAGGAGGGUCAGCGAAGAACUCUUAUCUCAGUUCCCAAAUCAAAUUCACCUUUUGUCUCUCUGGUGUCGUAUAACAGCAGAAGUAUCUCCUGAAAUGGAUUCAGAACGCAAAGUUCUUGCCUUUGAAGAAGUAACAAAGCACAAAGAAAGGGAUAAUAUCUGGCUUUUGAUUUCAGGAAAGGUGUAUGAUGUUACUCAAUUCAUGGAGGAACAUCCGGGAGGAGAUGAAGUGUUGCUAGCUGCUACUGGAAGAGAUGCAACGGAUGAUUUUGAAGAUGUGGGACACAGUGAUGAUGCAAAAGAGCUUAUGCAAAAGUAUUACAUUGCUGAGAUUGAUCCCUCCACCAUCCCUCUCAAGAAGUCAUCCCAACUACGACCUCCUCCUCCAGUGCCUCACCAGGCUGAGGACAGUGGUUUUUUGGUUAAGAUCUUGCAGUUUUUCGUGCCUCUCUUAAUACUGGGUUUGGCAUUUGCUGUACAAUUCCUUGGCAAAAGAGAAAAUAAAGAAAAUUAGUUCACUCUUUUAAUUAAAGUUUCAAUAUUGGGUGCACCCUCCUUACUUGGACAAUACAAACUUGGUAGCACUUGCUGUAACAUUUACAAUUAUAUAUUUUCUUUGAGUAUCUGUUUUCUUUUUGGCCUAAGAGGAUCUGUUAUUGUCGGAUGUUAUAAUAAUUAUGUUAAAUUAUUGUUAUAAAGUCUUGCUAGCUCUCAAGUUUAGAUGAGUAUUCCAGUUGCAUAUUAUUUUCGGUUAAAUUAUUAUUGUAUCCUUCUUUGUUUGAGAAGAAAUUAAUGUAUUCUCC
Messenger RNA from Rubroshorea leprosula, 846 nucleotides. The record is from the annotation of a GenBank genome assembly. NCBI's taxonomy places the organism in Eukaryota, Viridiplantae, Streptophyta, Magnoliopsida, Malvales, Dipterocarpaceae.